Molecule: messenger RNA, 885 nt
Organism: Melampsora larici-populina 98AG31
Lineage: Eukaryota; Fungi; Basidiomycota; Pucciniomycetes; Pucciniales; Melampsoraceae
Exons: 3
Coding region: 1-885 (294 amino acids)
Cellular component (GO): peroxisome
Source: RefSeq, a predicted model, not a curated record
AUGACUGUCACCCCUGAAAAGCUCAUAGCUAAGUGGGAUCAAGUGACAAAGUUUGAUCAAAACGCAACUUAUCCGACCUCAACGGCAGAGUCUAUUGAGCAGAUCAUGGCCAACUGUGGAGCGGAUUCUGAAUCGAGUGAUCCAGCUAGUGAAUCCGGUACUCCUCAGAUGGAGGAUUAUUUAGACCUGGAAGACUCAGAAGUCGUGGCCCAAGCUAAAAGGGAAACAAUCGAUCCGAUCGAACUUCCUCACACCAAACGAGAGUGUAUCUUGUACAACUUGGGUGUAGGCGCGACCAAAAAGGAGUUGAAGUAUGUGUUUGAAGGCAGUUCCAACUUUCAAGUCAUUCCUUCCUAUGGAAUGCUUGCUUUCAACGAGGCCAGCAAGCAGAUGCCAUGCAUGUAUGAUUUGUACUUCAAUCUUCAUGACCCAUUACUCGAUUGGCUUCCUGACUUUAGCCUGAUGAUGUUGUUACAUGGUGAACAUUACCUGGUCAUCAAGACACCCAAGAUUCCGACGUCCAGUACAUUGGUCCAUCAUGCACAAAUUUUCGAAGCUACAGAUAAGGGUAAAGCCGCAUCAGUAGUGUUAAUAAACCAUACGUAUGAUAAAGAUAGUGGGACUUUAUUUGAAAAUCAAGCAACCCUCUUCAUUCGAGGUUCAGGCGGGUUCGGAGGUAGAAAAGUAGGAAAAGAUCGAGGAGCGGCAACAGCUUUGAACAAACCACCAAACCGAGCACCAGAUGCGAUUUCUAUUGAAAAGACCGAUUUGAAUCAAGCUGAAUUAUAUAGAUCAAGUGGAGAUACUAAUCCAUCACAUACGAAUCCAGACUUUGCAGCAGUGGGAGGAUUUAAAUCUCCAAUCUUACAUGGACUUUGUUUUUGA